Messenger RNA from Candidula unifasciata, 651 nucleotides. NCBI's taxonomy places the organism in Eukaryota, Metazoa, Mollusca, Gastropoda, Stylommatophora, Geomitridae. The record is from the annotation of a GenBank genome assembly.
AUGAAAGCAGACAUGAAGUUCUCACUGGCAAUAGCAAUCGGAACAGGCUUUAUUUUGUCCAUAGGAAUGGCGUUUUUCAAAGGCGUCCGGUGUUUAGUGUUUCUGAUUUUACCAAAUUUCUGCUCCAGUAAAGGGAGGUCCUUCCUGCUUGUAUAUGCUAUGGUUCUGGUGAUGAACUUUCCUGUCAAGAACUUCUCCCACAAUAUGGACGUGAUGACGGAGGCCGCAACUUGUGGUGCCAGUUUGGCCAUGAACGAAACAAAAGAGUUACUAGAAACAGCUGCAGCGCCGUUGAUGUUUGUGAUACGCGGCGUUAAAAAGAUGCUUCAUGCCAUAAAAAUAUUCGCCAACGAGAUGCAGAAAGCGUUUAUGGUCCUGCUAAGAGCGGUCCGGGAAAUCAUGGCAAUGAUAGGCCGGCUGUUUAGAUGGCUGUAUGGGAUGGUAGACAUCUGCAACGACAGAAUGGGACAACCUUAUAGGAGAUGUAAAAGGGCUUUCGACAACGCCUUCGACAAGUGUGUGGACGUGAUGUGGAUCUUCGCUUUCAUCUGCUACAUUGUCAAGGCUGUGGCCCUGGUGUGCAACAUUGCCAGGAUCGGCGAGCUGCUUUGCCUCAUCGUGUCUGCCAUCAGGUCGCUGGUGCUGGAACAG